AGGGUGAGGCAGUGGCUGUGCCGGCGAGAGCGAAGCCAGACAGUGACAGGGAUAGACUGGGACUAGACGAGAUGGGGCUGCCUGAGGAACGGAGUGGCUCCGGGAGUGGGACUGGGAGCGGGAGCGGAAGCGGGGAGCGGGCGCGGAGCUGGUCCCCGCCACCUGAGCUUAGCCGCACGGCGCACGUCCCCUCCAUGGCGCGCUACCGGGAGCUGCACGGGCGCUCGGUGCUCGAGCCUCGGGAAUUUUGGGGAGAUAUUGCCAAGGAAUUUUACUGGAAGACUCCAUGUUCUGGCCCCUUCCUCCAAUAUAAUUUUGAUGUCACUAAAGGGAAGAUCUUCAUUGAAUGGAUGAAGGGAGCAACCACCAACAUCUGCUACAACUUGCUAGACCGAAAUGUUAAUGAGAAGAAACUUGGAGACCGAGUGGCCUUUUACUGGGAAGGCAAUGAACCUGGGGAAGCCACCCAGAUCACUUACCGAGAGCUCCUGACCCAGGUGUGUCGGUGUGCUAAUGCCCUCCGGAAACAGGGCAUUCGGAAAGGAGACCGUGUAUCCAUCUACAUGCCCAUGAUUCUGGAGCUGGUGGUGGCCAUGCUUGCCUGUGCUCGUCUUGGUGCAUUGCAUUCAAUCGUGUUUGCAGGCUUCUCAGCUGAUUCUCUCUGUGAGCGGAUCCUGGACUCAAGCUGUACCCUCCUUAUUACGGCAGAUGCCUUCUACAGAGGAGAAAAACUAGUGAACCUGAAAGAACUUGUGGAUGAUGCCCUGCACAAGUGCCGGGAGAAGGGCUUCCCUGUAAAGAGAUGCAUUGUAGUCAAGCACCUUGGCCGCGCAGAGCUGGGCACAGGUGAUUCUCCGAGCCAUUCCCCUCCAUUGAAAAGGCCAUGCCAGGACCUACAGGACAAAAUGAAAGCGAAACCAAUGUCCAAGCGACCCCAGAUCCCCUGGAAUCAGGGGGUCGAUCUAUGGUGGCAUGAGAUCCUGGGGGAUGCAGAGGAGGAGUGUGAGCCUGAGUGGUGUGACGCAGAGGACCCACUCUUCAUCCUUUAUACCAGUGGUUCUACUGGAAAACCCAAGGGAGUAGUACACACGACAGGGGGAUAUAUGCUGUACACAGCCACCUCUUUCAAGUAUGUCUUUGACUUCCAUGAGGAUGAUGUGUUUUGGUGCACGGCAGACAUCGGCUGGAUCACUGGGCACUCCUAUGUCACCUAUGGGCCUCUGGCUAAUGGGGCUACCAGUGUCCUGUUUGAGGGAAUUCCCACGUACCCUGAUGUGAGCCGCUUGUGGAACAUUGUGGACAAGUACAAGGUGACCAAGUUCUACACAGCACCCACAGCUAUCCGCCUGCUUAUGAAGUUUGGGGAUGAGCCCGUCAACAAAUACAGUCGGGCAUCCCUGCGGGUAUUAGGGACAGUGGGCGAGCCCAUCAACCCAGAAGCCUGGCUGUGGUACCACCGUGUGGUGGGAGCCCAGCGCUGCCCUAUUGUGGACACCUUCUGGCAGACAGAGACAGGUGGCCAUAUGCUGACCCCUCUCCCUGGUGCCACACCCAUGAAGCCAGGUUCUGCGACUUUCCCAUUCUUUGGUGUGGCACCAGCAAUCUUGAACGAGUCUGGGGAGGAGUUGGAAGGAGAAGCAGAAGGUUACCUGGUGUUCAAGCAGCCCUGGCCCGGGAUCAUGCGUACUGUCUAUGGGAACCAUGAGCGCUUUGAGGCCACCUACUUCCGGAAGUUCCCAGGCUACUAUGUAACAGGGGAUGGUUGUCGGCGAGAUGAAGAUGGCUAUUACUGGAUCACAGGCCGGAUCGAUGACAUGCUCAAUGUGUCUGGCCACUUGCUGAGCACAGCGGAAGUGGAGUCAGCACUGGUAGAGCACAGGGCCAUUGCUGAGGCAGCUGUGGUCAGCCACCCACACCCUGUGAAGGGUGAAUGUCUUUAUUGCUUUGUCACUCUACGGGAGGGCCAUGUCUUUACUCCUGCCCUCGCUGAGGAGCUCAAGAAGCAGGUUAGAGAAAAAAUCAGCCCUAUUGCUACUCCGGAUUACAUCCAGAAUGCACCUGGCUUGCCCAAAACACGCUCAGGGAAGAUCAUGAGGCGGGUUCUGAGGAAGAUUGCACAGAAUGACCAUGACCUGGGGGACACGUCCACCGUAGCUGACCAGUCUGUCAUCAGCCAUCUUUUCAGCCACCGCUGCCAGACAGCACUAUGAACCAAGGUUUCACCCAAAGCUCCUUCCUCAGACAUCCCUGCUUGACUCUUCAAAGUUGUAUCCAACUUGCCACCCCUUGCCAACCACCAUCCAAGAGUACUAACAGGAGAUGUAGCUUGUACCCUCAGGACCAGAAGAUGUGGGGCAGGGCCCAGCUCCCCCUUCUCCCUGACAGCAGGGUACAGAACAGGCUAGACCCCUUACUCUAGGCCUCAACAGGAGCUGGAGCCUCUGCCAGAGUCAGGUGAUUGGGCAUGGGGGACGGGGGAUGCAUUGGAGCCCCGGGAGCGAAGGCAGAUAGAUGAUUGAUCCAUGUUCAGCUAGACUGGGUCACAGGCCCUUCCCCAAAAGCACCAGCACUUACCUCAAUACUAAAUUAGAUCUGUCUUUAGAAAUUGCUCCUUAUGACAGUUUGAAAAGGUGAUUUAAAGAAAAACAAAAGCAAAAACCUAUUUCCUUUUACUGGUGGGGGCAUCCGGAACAGGAAAGCAUGUUCACAAAUUCCAAAGGCCAGGACCAGAAACCUAUUAGACUCCCCACCUAGAAGGACUGCAACUUCUCCAUUUUGGGAGGGCAAGGGGGGACCUCAGGUUUCUUUCCUGCCUCCAUCCCACUGUCAUUGGGGCUGAAAAAAUUUUCAAGCCUUAUGGUUAUAGGAAUAAAGUCUCUAAAACAGA
Gracilinanus agilis (Agile Gracile Mouse Opossum) is the source of this 2887-nucleotide messenger RNA. It is a transcript of the gene ACSS2, whose product is annotated as acyl-CoA synthetase short chain family member 2. The record is from RefSeq and is a predicted model, not a curated record. Gene Ontology annotation, cellular component: cytoplasm. Bases 72 to 2210 code for a protein of 712 amino acids. The transcript has 19 exons. Gene Ontology annotation, biological process: acetyl-CoA biosynthetic process. Gene Ontology annotation, molecular function: acetyl-CoA synthetase activity. NCBI's taxonomy places the organism in Eukaryota, Metazoa, Chordata, Mammalia, Didelphimorphia, Didelphidae.